UAAUAUAAAAGGAUCAUCAUUGCGUGAAGAGGCUGUUCAUUUCUUCCACUCCCGUUUACAUAUCAUGUCUAUGAAGAAACUGUACAUUGGUUCCCUUUUGGGCGCCCUGCUACUGCAUUCACUCAUGGUUGAGUUGGCCGUUUGUUCCUCAAACUUCACUGAUCAAUUGGCUCUCCUCUCCUUCAAAUCCUCAAUCAACUUUGAUCCCAAUAAUGUGUUGAGUAACUGGACACAAGAAACCGACUUUUGUGGCUGGCCGGGGGUCUCUUGUAGCCGACGUAGGCAAAGAGUCACGGGUUUGAUCCUUCGCGGCAUGGGUCUCCAAGGCACCAUAUCUUCUCAUGUCGGUAAUCUUUCCUUCCUCCAAGUGCUCGAUCUACGCAACAACAGCUUCCAUGGUCAUCUGACCGAUGAAGUUGGCCGUUUGCAUCGCUUGAAAAUUCUCAGCUUAAUGAACAAUACGUUGGAAGGGGGCAUCCCAAUGGGUUUACACCGGUGUCGGAUGCUUUUUUCCAUAUCUCUUGCAAGAAAUAAUUUUAGCGGUAGCAUACCAAAAGAGUUGAGUACAUUACCCUUUUUGAGAUAUCUUGUACUGGCAGAAAAUAACCUUACAGGUACCAUUCCACCAUCCUUCGGCAACACUACAAGCUUACAAGGGCUUGGGUUACAAUUUAGCAACAUUCAUGGAAGAAUUCCAACUGAAUUAGGACAACUUCCAAAUCUGCAGAUAAUUUCCUUGAGUGACAAUCUUCUCACAGGUACAAUUCCGCCUUCCUUUGGCAACACUUCAAGCUUAAAAUGGUUUGGCUUGGCAUAUAACAACAUUCAUGGAACAAUUCCAACUGAAUUAGUACAACUUCCAAAUCUGCAGAUAAUUUUCUUGAGCAGCAAUCAUCUCACAGGUACCAUUCCGCCUUCCUUUGGCAACGCUUCAAGCUUAAAAUGGUUUGUCUUGGCAUAUAACAACAUUCAUGGAAGAAUUCCAACUGAAUUAGGACAACUUCCUAAUCUACAAGAAUUUUACUUGGGCUUCAAUCGUCUCACAGGUACCAUUCCGACUUCCUGGGUAAAUACUUCAAGCUUGAAAUUUAUUGGCUUGGCACAUAACAACAUUCAUGGAAGAAUUCCAACUGAAUUUGGACAACUUCCUAAUCUAUGGAGAUUUGACUUGAGCUCCAAUUCUCUCACAGGUACAAUUCCGCCUUUCUUUGGCAACACUUCAAGCUUAGAAUGGUUUGGCUUAGCACAGAACAACAUUCAUGGACGAAUUCCAACUGAAUUAGGACAACUUCCUAAUCUGCAGACAUUGUACUUGAGCUCCAAUAAUCUCACAGGUCCAAUUCCAUCUGGGUUGUUUAAUAUUUCGUCAUUGUCGCACUUACUCCUUGGUGCUAAUCGACUCAAUGGUCAGCUCCAAGAAUUCCCAAAUAAUUCAUUGCAAUUGUUAUAUUUGAGCAUCAAUGAACUAAGUGGCCCCAUCCCACCACUUGUGGCGACAAACUUUUUAAUCUCACACAAUAAAUUCACAAAGAUCCCUUCAGCGAUUUGCAAUGUGAGUUCCAUUGAGAUCCUUGAUUUGUCUCAUAAUAGCUUGAGUGGUGUAAUUCCACAAUGUUUAGGAAACUUCAGCACUGUACUAAGUGUGUUAGAUCUUAGUAUGAAUAACUUUCACGGUAGCAUUCCGACCUCAUUUCCAGAGGGAAACAAGUUGAGGACUAUUGAUUUAAACGGGAAUCAAUUGGAAGGGAAAGUGCCACGAUCCUUGGCAACAUGUAGACGCUUGGAAGUUCUAGACUUCGGGAACAACAAUAUAAAUGACACAUUCCCCUACUGGUUGGAAACCCUUCCAGAGUUGCAAGUCCUUGUCUUUCAAUCCAAUAAAUUUCAUGGUCCCAUGGGCUCUUCCAAAACUCAACUACCCUUUUGUAAACUUCGAAUCUUGGAUCUCUCUCACAAUGAGUUUAGUGGCUUUUUGCCAACAACAUAUUUCAAGCAUUUCAAAGCUAUGGGGAUCAUCAAUGAAAGUGUGGGACUGAGAUAUAUGGGGGAAUCUUAUUAUGAUGAUUCAGUGACAAUCAUGAUAAAGGGUCUUGAGAUUGAAUUACCAAGAAUCCUAACAAUUUUCACGACGAUUGACUUAUCACACAACAAAUUUAGUGGAGAGAUUCCAAAUGUCAUCGGAAAGCUUCAUGCACUUCGAUUGCUUAACUUAUCUCACAACAACCUUGUUGGCAAUAUCCCUCCAUCAUUGGGAAAUCUAUGUUCGCUUGAAUCCUUGGACCUCUCUUCAAACCAACUUUCGGGUAAGAUUCCUAGCCAAUUGACAAGUCUGACAUUUCUUGGAGUCUUAAAUUUUUCAGAAAAUCAUCUUGAGGGUCGCAUACCUCGUGGCAACCAAUUUGAAACAUUUGAUAAUAGCUCAUACAAUGAGAACUUGGCAUUGUGUGGGUUUCCUCUAUCAAAGGAAUGUGAACAUAAUAAGACACCACUACAUCCAACACCUCUGUUGCACAAGGAAGAUGAUCCAACUUUUGCACGUGGAUUUAGUUGGAAAGUGGUACAAAUGGGGUACGGAUGUGGAAUGGUAUUGGGAUUGGUAAUGGGAUAUAUUAUGUUCUUAAUUGGAAAGCCAAAAUGGUUUGUAAGAAUUGCUGAAGGAGAACAACAGAAGAAAUGGAAAAGGUCACACAAGGGUGGUAACAGACACGGAGGAAGAAGAAAGUAGCGAACACAAAUGUCAUGUCAGGUAAGUAGUAUUUUACCUUUUUUUUCAUUGUUAGAUGAAUAGAGAACUUUUUUAUAAUGGCAUAAAGCUUAAGUGAUGUUUCUCUCAUUGUAUAAUGCUACAGAAAUAAGUAAGAUUUGUGCAAAAAAUUCUCCAUUCACUUGAGUAACUUUAAAUAAGCUUACUGAUAAAGCAGUUUGAAAUGCAAGCUUUGCACAAGGUAAUUAAAAUGCGUAGAGUUAUUAGA
Molecule: messenger RNA, 2972 nt
Organism: Camellia sinensis
Lineage: Eukaryota; Viridiplantae; Streptophyta; Magnoliopsida; Ericales; Theaceae
Source: RefSeq, a predicted model, not a curated record